Messenger RNA from Bombyx mori (domestic silkworm), 1656 nucleotides. RefSeq lists its product as uncharacterized. The transcript has a single exon. Gene Ontology annotation, molecular function: nucleic acid binding; RNA-DNA hybrid ribonuclease activity. Bases 1 to 1656 code for a protein of 551 amino acids. The record is from RefSeq and is a predicted model, not a curated record. Gene Ontology annotation, biological process: DNA replication, removal of RNA primer. Lineage: Eukaryota; Metazoa; Arthropoda; Insecta; Lepidoptera; Bombycidae.
AUGGCAAUCCAUCUACCAUCUGGAUGCCACAUGCAGGCCUACGCAGACGAUGUGGUACUCGUGGUCACCGCCGAAAAUGUCAAUCGCCUAGAGGAGCUCACCGACACGGUUCUCCAACAGAUAGUGAAUUGGGGAAAAAGCGUCAAGCUCGAAUUCGGGGCCUUCAAAACACAACUGAUCGCCUUCACCCCCAAGGCCAGAACUCUUAGGGUGGAGAUGGACGGUCAAAUCUUAAAAACCUGUAAGGAGAUCAAGCUCCUCGGAAUAAUUUUGGACGAAAAGCUGCUCUUUGGCCGCCAUGUACAGUACGUCCUGGGAAAAGCCUCGCGAAUAUUCAACAAACUGUGCUUGUACUCCCGACCAACCUGGGGUGCUCAUCCCGAGAACGUGCGCACCAUCUAUCUCCGAGUCAUCGAGCCAAUCGUCACCUACGCUGCCGGGGUGUGGGGACACAUAGUAAACAAGCGCUACAUCAAAAAAUCUUUGAUGAGCAUGCAGCGUGGUUUUGCCCUAAAAGCCAUCAGAGGAUUCCGCACUAUUUCAACCUCCGCUGCUCUGGCUCUCGCACAAUUCACCCCUCUAGACCUAAAAAUCCGAGAAGUACACCAAAUCGAAAAAGUCAGGCUCACUGGGAAAACUGAAUUCCUUCCCAAUGACAUUUCUUAUGAGAAACCUGUCCCCGUCAAGGACCUCCUACAUCCCGCUAGAAGGCCGACUAUCAAACCCAUACCCUCCUCUGAACACCGAAUUAACUCCGAAAUGACGGACAGUACUCUGGUCACUCGCGUAUUCACUGACGGAAGUAAGCAGGACGAUGGAUCAGUUGGAGCCGCAUUCGUGCUUUACAGACCCGGCGACACUGAAACAUCCGUAACAAAAAAGUACAAAUUACACAGUAGCUGCACAGUCUUCCAGGCAGAGCUGUACGCCAUCUGGAAAGCCUGUCAGUGGAUUGUAAGCGAAAAUCAUCCCCACACAUACAUCUUCACCGAUUCUCUCUCAUCAAUAUACGCGAUAAAUAACAGAAGCAACACACACCCCAUCAUAGUGAACAUACACAAACUCAUACACGCUAACCACACUACACACAAAAUUUACAUAGAUUGGGUAAAGGGACACUCGGGUGUCAUAGGAAACGAGGAAGCCGAUGCGGCUGCCAACAGCGGCGCACGCAUGCACAAGGCCCCCGACUACUCGCAGUUCUCAAUAUCCUACGUGAAACACAAGAUUCGCACAGAACACCACGCCAUCUGGCAAGCCAGAUACGAAAGCUCCCCGCAGGGCUCACACACAAAAACACUACUACCAAAACUGAACGACAUCAAAGAACUUAACAAAUGCACACAAACAAACUUUCAGCAUACACAAAUACUCACAGGCCAUGGAUAUCACAAGACAUACUUACAUCGCUUCAAAAUAGCACCAGAUGACACCUGCCCCUGCGACGGCACCUCCAGCCAAACUGUAGAACACCUCCUUAAAAACUGCCAAGCGUUCGCUGCGAAAAGGCACAGUCACGAAGAAACGUGCCACGCAGUACAGGUGCCACCAUAUAAUUUACCUGAAAUGUUAAAAAAGAAAGCUGCAAUCAACUCUUUCACCUCGUUUUGCCAAACAAUAAUCAACAACAUCAAGAAAAUAAAUGAAAACAAUUAG